AUGAGUGAUAGUAAAGAACAUACUGAUGAUAUACAACAAAGAAAUUUAAUAAAAAGAAAAGCAUUGGACGAUGAAGAAAUAAUUUCAGAAGAAGAAGACGAACAAGAAAAGGAAGAUGAUGAAGAGUUGUUUGUAAAAGAAAGUGAUCGUGGUUAUAUUUAUAUUGAAGCAUUUAAAUCAAAUCAUGUUAAAGCAGCAUGUGAAGAUAUUCGUUCAUUAAAUAUAUCAAAUCUUCAAAUCGUACCAAUAAAAGAAAUGACUGAUAUUCUUCUUAUCGUUAGAACAACAUAUGAAAUAAAGAAAGGUUCAUGGGUACGUGUUAAGCGUGGAAUUUAUCGAGAUGAUUUAGCUAAAGUUGAACAUUGUGAUAUGGGAAAAAAUAUGGUUACAAUUAAAUUAAUACCACGAAUUGAUUAUACAAAAAAAUGUGGAUCAUCAAAGUCAAAUUCAGCAAAAUUAUUUGAUGAAAAAGCCGUGGAAAUAUUUGAAGGUGAAAAAUAUGAUAAUAAAGGUUUUCUUAUUAAAAAUUUUCCACUUCAUGCUGUUUCAACAGAUGGUAUAACUCCAAAUAUAAAUGAAUUAGAUAAAUUUGAAGAAACAAUUGAUGGACCUAAAAUAAUUAAAACGAAAACAUCCAAAAAUGAUUUAUUAUUAUUUUCACCGGGUGAUCAUAUUGAAGUAUGUAAAGGUGAAUUAAUUAAUUUACAAGGUACAAUUGUUGGAAUUGAUGGAGAUUUAAUAAGAAUAUUAUCGAAACAUGAAGCAUUAAAAGAUGAAAUUCCAUUUAAAGCAAAUGAAUUAAGAAAAUAUUUUUCAGUUGAAAAUCAUGUUAAAGUUUUAAAUGGAAGAUUUGAAGGUGAAACUGAAAUGAUUGUUGGAAUUGAUGAAACAAAAGCUAUUGUUUUAAAUGAUGGAACAAAAGAUGAAAUGCUUCUUCGAACAUCAGAUCUUCAAAUUUGUAAAGAAAUCGCUGUAUGUAUUGAUUCGACUGGACAAUUUCAAUUUAGAGAUUUAAUUAAUAUAUCAGCAGAUAAAGUUGGCGUUGUUAUACGUACUGAAAAAGAACGUUUACAUGUAUUAAAUAUGGAUGGAAAAGUUCAAAUAGUUUCAAUACAAUCAGUAACAAAAAGAAAAAGAAAUUGA
Messenger RNA from Rotaria sp. Silwood2, 1143 nucleotides. The record is from the annotation of a GenBank genome assembly. Lineage: Eukaryota; Metazoa; Rotifera; Eurotatoria; Philodinida; Philodinidae.